UCUCGAACGAAAACAGCUUGCUACCGUGCGUCUCUGUUAGACACAAUAUGUCCUUAGCAGAAGGCACUUCAGACAACGAGCAUAACAGGCAGGAGGACGAGCAGAACUCACAAACUACUCCCACGGGUACCAAGAAGAAGAACGAUAAAAGACAGAUGUCAGACUCUUACAUGUGGAAGGAACAGAUCCAUACUCUGAUGAAGGGCGGAGAGAGUGAGUCCGAUAUCUCGGACUCCGAACACUUCCUGACUAAGGGCGCAUUCCUCCUCACUCCCUCCCACGGCCUCAGCAUGGAGAAAGCCUCGGCCAUCUGCGAGAAAAUGGAGUUCAAGGGGUGCUUCUCCCUGACGAAGACCGCCACAGGCAUACUAUUUAAAUUCUCCAGUGUUGAUGACUACCAGAUGGUCUUCAAGAAAGGUUUCCAUAAAGUUACUGGAUCCAGGUUUUAUAGGAAGAUUGCGAUACCAUGCAGACCUCAGAAGACGUUUACCAUCUACGUGUAUGACAUUCCCGAUGAGGUCCCUGAGGAGGAUGUGCGUCACGCCCUCUACAAGUUCACCUCCGUCGUGGAAGUGGUCCGUCUCCACUUCUCCGGCUCCCCCAAGGAUGGAAACACUGGCACUUCAACUCCCAAGCCAUUGGAGAAGACUAGCUCUCGUGCCCUCACUACCAUCGAUGGAGAGUUGGUCAGCAGCAUGAUUCCUAAGGAGGCAACCAGUGUGAUUCGCGUCACGCUCGCCAAUAUCGAGGAAGCUAACAUCCUGCUGCAGAAUGGUCUGGACUUCUAUGGCGCCACGUUCUUUCCUACUGAGCUCGCGACGCCGGCCCAGGCUGCUAAGCUCAUCAAGCCCAGCAGUUUGGUUGUCCCCAGGGUCACGGGCGGCACCGUCUCAGCCAGGGUCCGUGAUCUUCUGCCAGUGUUCGACCAGCAAGGCUUCGCCAAGUUCGCCCCACCAGCAUCACGCUUGGUCAAGCCAAGAUCCAAGUAGACGACCGAUACCUCGUCUGUCAUUGCAUGACAUCUUACGAAUCACUGCAAACUAUGACUGCGCUUUUGUUAGAGUCCGCUUGCCAAGGCCCUUCGCUGAGCGCUCGUCACAGAAUAUAAGCGAAAAUUCAUAUUUUUACAGUAAUUAAUGUGUCUGACGGAAACCCAUGCAAUGCAAAAGGUAAAAUGGAAGAAAGCAUUGGACAAGGAAAUCGAAACGAAAUAAAUAACAACAUUAAUAUUUCAUAUUUAGGAUGAUUGUAUUAACAUCAACUAAUAAUGUACAUAAACAUGUUUCAAUAUACAUUGUAUUGUUUUAUAGAAUCCAUGUACUUAAUAAUAUGGCAGACAGUACCAAAAUGCAUUUAAUAUAUUUAACUUAACUAAGUAAUGUGCCAUCACAUAGACACUAUUUUUAUAAUCUGUUUUGUUACCAGUUCGUAAUAAUAAAGUUAUUUUCUACAGUUUGUUCUUUAUUUCAAAUAUUCCCAAACUCUUUGGUGGUUCACCCAUAAAUGUGUUUACUGUAUUACCGAUUACAUAUUAAUUAAUAAGUUUUUAACCUAAAUAAAUUAUGGCUUUUACAUAAGUAGCCGAACACUGGCGCCAUCUAGCAUCUAUAGCUUUAUUAAGAUUUAUUAGACUAAUUCUAAUAUUUAAAUAUUUAUUGGUAAAAUAGGUUACAAUAAUUAUAUAAAAAUAUUUUUGGAAAAGCACCAUCAUAACGUUUAAUACAGAAUAAUAAUUAGAUUAUAAAAAUAUUUUUCAACAUUUUGUCUUCAACAUGGAAUGUUAUAAAAUUUCUCAAAAUAUCUCAAUCAUCCUUAAAAUCAAGUUAUUAAAGUUUACGAAAAUAAUAUAAUAUGGAUUAAGUAUAUUUUAAACUACCAAGUAAUCACUCAAUGUCUUUUAAAAAUAUCAAGAUUAAUGAUCAUAAUAUGUAUAUGAUUAAGUUAUCUUACUUCUCAAUAAUUGUUUAGAUACAAUAGCAAAGAUAUUAAAGUUUUAAUUAAAAUGACUACCUAAAUAUCACAGUCUUUAUUAAAUCGCUUAGAGCGAGCAGCACGUUAUAUUUUGUACAUUGUUCGUCGUCCUAACUUAAUGGCGUGUCUUAUAAAUUAUUAAGGCAAUAUAAAUUCCAAUAUCUUAUCUACACUUUAGGCCCUACAGAUUUCUUGCCAUUUCUAAAUCUCUCCUCAAUUUCUUGCAAACUCUUCCCUUUAGUUUCUGGCAAUAUAAAGUACAUUACAGCCGUACCAAUCAGAGCGACAACUCCAUAACCUAGGAAAGUUAUCACUUCACCAAACGUGCUCAUCAACCCUGGUGCAGUUUUGACAACAAUGAAAAAUGCUACAAACGUCGUUGAUGAACUUAUGCCAGAUCCUAUACCUCGGACCUUCGUUGGGAAUACUUCUCCGCACAUGAUCCAAGGCAAUGGAACCAAUCCUAUAGUUAUAGCACAAAUGUAGAACAUUAGAAACAUUAAUGGCAACCAUGACAUAUUUGCAGGCUUCCAAUAAAGGAACAUUGAUAGGCCGACCAUCGAGAUCGAAGUCCAAAUCCCGCUUAUGAAACACAGAGGUCGCCUUCCAUAUUGUUUACAUAUUACACAAGCGACCACACUCAUAACGACUCUCAAUGAGUCUAUAAUUAACAUGGCAAGGUAAUGAUCGAUACCCUUCCCAACGGCCUUCUCAACAAUCUCGAUGGAAUAAAAUGCGACCGCGUUGACUCCAGAGAACUGGCACGUGCAGAAGAACAAAACCAUGAUAACUAAAGGUUUGAUCAGUUCGGGGUUCUUAAGGCUCACCAGUUUUUCCCUCCACGACAUAGCUGGUGCACUAUCUAAUGCUUUUUUACUUUCAAUGAGUCCUCUUAACUCCUUCUUUGCUUCCUCACCAUACCCUCUUAGCCAAUAGAAAGCUUUAGCACCAUCUUCUAUCCUACCUUGUGAAAUUAACCAGGUUGGACUUUCAGGUACCAAAAAUAGAAGCCCAGCGGUGAUUACUGGGAAUAUGGCACAUAUAGAAGCAGUCAACUUCCAACUGAGGAAUGUUCCGAUGAUAUGGGCGACUAAUAUUCCUAGAGCUAUUGCUAACGAUACUCCAGCAAGGAAAAAUCCUCUAUACUUUGGUUCAGUAGUUUCACCAAUGUAGACAGGGAUGAGAGGGCCAGAUAGACCGGCACAAAGGCCGGAGAAAAAUCUGCCCAUUAACAUGAGUUCGAGGUUUGAGGAGGCAGCGAUGAGGAUCCAGCCGAGUAGAAGAGGUACGCAGGUAAUGAAGUGAGACGUCUUUCUUCCAAACUUCUCCAUCAUCCAGCCGGAGACGAGGCAUCCUGGGGCCAUUGGUAAUGCUGCAAUAGCGG
Spodoptera exigua (beet armyworm) is the source of this 3355-nucleotide messenger RNA. Lineage: Eukaryota; Metazoa; Arthropoda; Insecta; Lepidoptera; Noctuidae. The record is from the annotation of a GenBank genome assembly.